CCACUCUAAUCUCUGAUUGAUUGCUUCUAGCUAGCUAGCUAGGCGCCGCCUCACCCUGCUGCACGAGCACGGCGGCCGCCAGCACGCCGCCAUGGCGGGCGCCGCGGCGGAGCGGAAGGUGAGGGUGGCGGAGCUGGCGCUGCGGGCGCUCCUCUGCGGGCUGGCGGCCCUGGCGGCGGCGCUGGUGGCCACCGACGCCCAGACCCGGACCUUCUUCUCCUACCAGAAGAAGGCCACCUUCAGGGACAUGAAGGCCAUGGUGUUCUUGGUGGUCGUCACCGGCGUGGCCGCCGGGUACAGCCUGCUGCAGGCGGCGCGGUGCUGCUGCUGCUGCGGCGGCCUCCAGCCGCCGGCGCGCCGGCGGGCCCUGGCCUGGUGCGUCUUCUCCUGCGACCAGGCGCUGGCGUACGCGGUGCUGGCGGCGCUCGCCGCCGCGCUGCAGGCGUCGGUCAUCGCCAAGCGCGGCCAGCCCGAGCUGCAGUGGAUGGGGAUCUGCGCCAUGUACGGCGCCUUCUGCAGGCAGGCCGGCGCGGGGCUCGCCAGCGCCGUCGCGGCGGGGCUCGCCGCCGUGCUGGUCGCCUUCAUCUCUGCCUUCAACCUCUUCAGGCUCUACGGCAGCAAGACCGGCGGCGGCGCCGGCGCGACGUGGUAGUGUGUAGCUUGAGCUUAUUGCUAGAUCUAGUGCGUGGCUUCACUGCUUCGCGAAAUCGAGACCAGGUGCUUCGUUCUCUUGCAAUGCAAGCGUUGCAGGGACGAUGUGCACUCAACGAAGCUCUGCUUCAUGGCGGAUCUUGAAUUCUCGAUGCGUUAUCUCCUCAACGAACAACUCUGAGCUUUCUUGCUGCAAAGAAUGUUAGUUGCAUGUCCCAAUGAGAUGGAUUGACGUGCAUAUA
Panicum virgatum (switchgrass) is the source of this 893-nucleotide messenger RNA. Its product is annotated as CASP-like protein 2U1. Bases 92 to 652 code for a protein of 186 amino acids. NCBI's taxonomy places the organism in Eukaryota, Viridiplantae, Streptophyta, Magnoliopsida, Poales, Poaceae. The transcript is spliced from 2 exons. The record is from RefSeq and is a predicted model, not a curated record.